This is a messenger RNA of Puntigrus tetrazona (Sumatra barb), 1649 nucleotides long. RefSeq names its product zinc finger protein 501-like. Gene Ontology annotation, biological process: negative regulation of transcription by RNA polymerase II; regulation of cytokine production; regulation of immune system process. The transcript is spliced from 4 exons. Bases 359 to 1318 code for a protein of 319 amino acids. NCBI's taxonomy places the organism in Eukaryota, Metazoa, Chordata, Actinopteri, Cypriniformes, Cyprinidae. The record is from RefSeq and is a predicted model, not a curated record.
GGAAGGAGGAGUGUUCCGUGUCGAAGGAGCGCUUCUGCAUUGGUCGAGAAUAAAACAGCACGAAACUUUUGACGUGUUUUAAAGACGCUCGAGAUGAUAAAGAUGGCUCUGAGGUAGUGAUGUGAAGGAACGUCGGUGACCGAAUGUAGUGUUUCGCUGCUUUAUGUCGAGCGCGAAAAGACGUUUUCUCGCAAAUGGCGCCAAAACCGAGGUUAUUUUCUGAAAGUAAAGCGGAUCCACAAAAUAAGGAAAACAUGAAAACACUCUCCAGUCAUGUGUUCGUGAUUCAUGAACCUGACAGAGUCUGGCUUCCAAACAAGAAGGAGAAACUGCAGGUUUAACAGCUGUUGUUGUGAAGAUGGAGUUUGUUAAAGAGGAGAGUGAAGAAACGCGUGGAGUGAAAGAGGAAGAAGCUGAGGAACGGAGAGACCUGGUGGAAGUGAAAGAGGAAAGUGAAGAACUGAAUGAAGGGGAGGAGAAACAGCAGAAUCAGGAACCUCUGGAAAAGUCUUUCAGUUGCUCUCAGAUUGAGAAUAAAUCCUCGAAGGAAGCAACCGAGCCCAAUAAUUCAUUCAUGUGUCCUCAAUGUGGAAAGACCUUUACUUGUAAAAGAGACCUCAAGAGGCACAUAAGAAUCCACACCGGAGAGAAACCGUUCCCGUGCUCUCAGUGUGGAAAGAGUUUCGCCAAUUCAGGAGAUCUGAAGAGACACUUGAGAAUUCACUCGGGAGAGAAGCCUUUCAGCUGCCCUCAGUGCGGGAAGAGCUUCACGCAGAAGGAAGGUCUGAAGGAACACAUGAAGAUCCACUCCGGAGAGAAACCUUUCGCGUGCAUGCUGUGCGGGAAGAGCUUCACGCAUCAAAACAGCUUGAAAAGACACAUGAAGGUCCAUUCAGGAGAGAAGCUGCACCAGUGUCCUGAAUGCGGCGGAGGUUUUCAGAGCGCACAUGAGGAUCCACGAGGCGAGCGGCGCUACGUGUGUUCCUUCUGCGGGAAGAGCUUUCUGUGGCUCAACGGCUUCAAGGACCAUCAGAAGAUUCAUACCGGCGAGAAGCCCUACGUGUGUCUGGACUGCGGGAGUACUUUCACCAGAGCCGGGGAACUGAAGGUGCACGAACGCAUCCACACCGGAGAAAAACCCUACAAGUGUUCUCACUGCGAGAAGAGCUUCACAGUUUCAGGAGCCCUUAAAGUACACGAAAGAGUUCACACCGGAGAGAAACCGUACCUCUGUCCGUCGUGCGGGAAGACUUUCAGCCGCUACGGAAAUCUAGGGAAGCAUCUAAAGAAGGCUUGUCCAAAGCUGAGACGGAUGUGAGCCGAUGGACUGGAGUGCUGUGGAUUAUUGUGAGGUUUUUAUCAGCUGUUUGGACUCGUUCUGACGGCACCCAUUCACUGCAGAGCAUGCGUCACUGAGACACAUUUCUCCAGAUCUGAUUGAGAAACAAACUCACCCUGAUCUUGGAUGAUCUGAAAGUGAGCACAUUUUCAGCUAAUUUCCAUUUUUAGGUGAACUAUCUCAUAAAAUAAAUAAUUAAAACCUGCUCAUCAUGACUGCUUUAUGGGAACAGGAAUGUGAUUCGUUCUAUAGUGUGUGUAUAUUUUUUUUAAUGCAAUGAAAAAUUACUAAAAAGUGUUUUUGUUUCUCA